AUGAAAGAACCAGGACUACUGCUAGCGCUUAGCGCCACUACUGCAAACCCCCAGUAUUCUGGCGACAUUGUACACUACUGGUAUAGCUCGAUCCAACUUGUAACCGGCCUCCCAUUCCCGCCCUCUGGAUGGUUUGAAGCCAUCGUUCAAGCGGCUGUAUACGUUAGUGCUCCGGAAAGCAAGAACGAGCUCCUUGCGUCUCAGCAGCUGGCCGUAUCACAUGCCGCCCACGAUAGCUUGACUGGGGUCUUCCAUAGUACACGCAACUUUGGUAACAUCUUCAAGUCGGCUCAGGACAUUGUGAGCCUUAUUGGCAUCGACGAGAUAGACGACAAGUGUUGGCGCGCAGCAGCCAUCGGGCGCAGGGCAGCCAUCAAAGUCACAGCCGUCAGACAAGACGAUCGACUAAACAAUCUUGUCAACUAUGUCUUCAAAUCGGGCACUUCAAGCGUAUAUCAGCGAACUCCUGGCUCAACCUUCGUCGCUCCAGAUACAGCACAAGCUCGUUAUCUCCGCACUUUUGGUGGACUCGGUGAUGUGACGCGCUUCCGAGCCUCGGCCCCCCCUCAGUCAAUUCUACAGGCUACGAGGAGAUUCUCAACUACGUCAAGACUCAGGGCGAACGACUACACGCCCACAUAUGCCUGCUUUGGCGGCGCUGCUGCUGCGGUAAUCCAAGCAUGGAACAACGGGAGUGAUGUGAUCAAUAUCUUGCAGAGUACCAAUGGAACGCAGAUCGGCGUCAUAACAGGACGGUACACAAGCAUUUGGCAAGCCACCAAGGGUAAUGGAGAUAGUCGGGUGUAUGGUGGCUUUAUGUUUCUACCGCGAUAG
Dothidotthia symphoricarpi CBS 119687 is the source of this 834-nucleotide messenger RNA. RefSeq lists its product as uncharacterized. The transcript has 3 exons. The coding region runs from base 1 to 834 and encodes 277 amino acids. The record is from RefSeq and is a predicted model, not a curated record. NCBI's taxonomy places the organism in Eukaryota, Fungi, Ascomycota, Dothideomycetes, Pleosporales, Dothidotthiaceae.